GCCCCAAGUUAGCUCAGCUGACGUCAGGGGAAGGCGCCUCUAAGGUGGAGAAUACCCUUACUAAGGAUCAGAGCAGGUUUGAAGCUCUUGCAGAUCAAGGGUCUCGAAGGGCAGAAAAACUUCAUCUUUCACGUCAAAAAUCUAUGGAGCUUAUUGGUGAUCUAGAUGAGCUGUCUGAUUGGUUUAAUGAGGUUGACAAUGAGUUACAGAAUGCUUUGCCACCAAGUGUGGAUCCUGAAACAUUGAAAGAUCAACUGAAGGAACAUAAGAUGCUGAAUGACGAUAUCAUGAUGCAGAAAGGUAAAUCUCGUGACUUGGUCUCCCUGGGUAAGAAACUCCUUCGAGAAUCUUCAACAGAGUUAGAACCAGACAUACGUGAUAAGGUAGAUGAUCUCAAGAAACAGGUAGACUCUGUGUCCAAGCAGAGUGCUGAUAGAUUGAGCGUGCUGGAACAGGCAUUCCCUCUUGCUGGCCACUUCCAAGACACACAUACUGAUCUACUGCAAUGGUUCAAUGAGAUUGAGGGAGAUAUCAGGGCAGCUGAAGGCCCUGCUGUUGGCACAGAUCAGAUCAAACAACAACAAGAUCAUAUAAGGAUGCUGAAACAAGACAUAACUGACCAUAAGCCACUGGUGGACAAACUCAACAAAACAGGCCCUGCACUGCUGAAAUUAGUUGGUGAAGAUGAAGGAGAAAACAUCCAAGAAAUCAUGGAAGCAGACAAUGAGCGUUUUGACACAAUCAAAAACAGCAUCAGAGAGCGUACAAAUGUCUUAGAUGACGCCAUGCAGCAAACAUCAGAAUUUGUAGAAAAGCUAGAAAAUAUUGUAGAAACCCUACAAGAUACUGCCCAAGCUGUUGAAAAGGCUGAGCCUAUAUCUGCCCAUCCUGAUAAGCUGAAGGACCAGUUAGCUGACAACAAGGCUAUCAUUGAAGACCUGGAUAAGCGCCUAGCAGCCCUUGAGACUGUCCAAGCCUCUGCAGAACAACUAGUAGGAGAGGCAGAAGGUUUAGAAGAUGAAGCAGCUGGAGAUUUGAAGAACAAAGUUGGCGACCUUGUUGACAUGUACAAGAACCUGAAGAAGGCCACUGAGGACAGGAACAAGGCACUGGAGAUGACACUGGAUACCUCUGAGAAGUUCUGGGAUGAGCUGAAGGAUGUUGAGACAGCUAUAAAGGACUUGGAGGAUGGCAUCAGAACUCAAGAGCAGCCAGGUGUACAACCAGAAGUCAUCAAAGAACAACAGGAGAUCCUAGAUGCAAUGCGAGAAGAGAUUGAGGCCUCUAAGGGUGGUGUAGAUGACAUUGCACACACUGGUGAUACUCUUAUGGGACUCAUUGGUGAACCUGAUAGGCCAGAGGUGAAAAAGAACAUUGAUGAUACUGAGGCAAAUUGGGAAGCACUUUAUAAACAAUGGGAGGACCGUCAAGCUGUCCUGGAUGAUGCCUUGAGAAGUUCACAGAAAUUCCACGAUGAGCUAAUACAAAUCCUGGCAUGGCUUCAAGAACAAGAGUCCAGCUUAUCAGACCUUGGUACAAUAGGGGUAGAUACAGACACAGUAAAACAACAGCUUGAAGAUGUGAAAACAUUCAAAGCUAUGGUGGACCCCAAGAAUGCAGACAUUGAAUCUCUCAACCAGCAAGGCCAUGAUCUUGUCAAGGAUGCAUCAAGUGACCAGGCAAGCAUCAUUAAAGAGCCUCUUGUUGAGGUUAACAAUAGGUGGCAGGAGCUGCAAGAUGGAAUUGCAGCCAGGAAUUCCAAACUGCAGAAUGCUCUAUUGAGCUUGGGACAAUUCCAGCAUGCCCUUAAUGAACUCCUUAACUGGCUAUCAAGAGCUGAGAGUACAUUGGAUGACUAUGAGCCUGUCUAUGGAGACCCCAAAAUAAUAGAAAUUGAGCUAGCUAAACAUAAGGUACUCCAGAAUGAUGUCAACUCACAUAUCCCAAGCCUAGAACAAGUGAAUGAAGCAGGCAGGGGUGUUAUCACUGGGGAAGGUGGAGCUGUUGCAACACACACUCGAGAAAAACUGGAUGAAAUGAACCUACGAUGGGAUGCAGUGUUGGCUCGCACACGUGAUCGUCAGCUAGAGCUGGAAGGUUCACUCAGGGUUGCUAUGGGUUUCCAUGGAGACCUACAGGAUAUGUUGUCAAGACUGAGUGACAUUGAUGGUCAAUUAGUUACAUCUAAGCCAGUUGGUGGUCUUCCUGAAACUGCAAGGGAUCAACUAGAACAAUUCAUGAAUGUCUACAAAGAGCUAGAUGAGUUAGAGCCUAGAGUGAAUGCCUUACUGGAAGAGGGUGCACGAUUGUUGGAACAGUCCACAGGUCCCGCCCACAACACCUUAAAACACAAUCUGGAAACCCUGCGGCAGAGAUGGACUAAUAUUAAAAAUCGGGGAGAUGAUAGAAAGAACAAACUGGAUGAGGCAGUUUCCCAGGCAGGCAAAUUCCAUGAUGAUCUCAAUGCAUUUAUAUCCUGGCUCACUGACACAGAGAAGACUAUUAACAACCUGAAACCAGUCAGUCGUAUAGUGGAGAGUGUGGGUGAGCAGAUAGAAGAACACAAGGAUCUUCAGAAGGACAUAAGUAGCAACAGAGAGACAAUGAUCCAACUGGAGAAGACUGGUACACAUCUGAAAUACUUCAGUCAGAAACAAGAUGUUAUUCUCAUUAAAAAUCUGUUAGUCAGUGUGCAGAGUCGCUGGGAGAAGGUUGUCUCCAGGUGUGCAGAUCGUACACGCUCUCUGGACACAGGCUACAAGGAAGCCAAACAGUUUUAUGACUCGUGGAAAGAUCUCUGUGAUUGGAUGGUUGAGAAUUCAGACAAUGUAGAAGGUGACCCCACUGUCGGGAAUGACCCCGAGAAGAUCAAAGCACAAUUAAUGCAACAUCGAGAAUUCCAACGUGCACUCGGGUCAAAACAACCUUCAUAUGACACUUGUAACCGUUUAGGACGGGCUUUGAAGGAGAAGUGCCCAAGGCACGAAGCACCAUUUAUCCAACAAAUGCUCAAUGAACUGAAGACCAAAUGGAACACUAUAUGUGGAAGGUCUGUUGACAGACAGAGGAAGCUAGAAGAAGCUUUGUUGUUCAGUGGUCAGUUCAAGGAUGCUCUACAAGCUCUAUUGGACUGGUUAUAUAAGGUGGAGCCAACUCUUGGAGAUGAUCAGCUAGUCAAUGGUGAUCUUGAUACUGUCAGUCGCCUGGUAGACGACCAUAAGGUGUUUGAGAGUGAGCUAGAAAAGCGUGCAAUCAGUGUGUCCACAGUGAGUAAGGCAGCCAAGGAGCUGAUGGAGAAGGCUGAUGAAGACACUGGCCAUCUGGAGACCCAGCUCAUUGAACUAACAACCAUCUAUGAUAAGGUUUCUAAACUCAGUGGAGACAAAAAGGCUCGUCUUGAAGAGGCUGAAAAGAAGGCUGAGAAUUUCCACAAGAAGAGCCACAAGUUAAUGGAAUGGAUGGCAGACACUGAGAUGAAGUUGAGAUACCAACAAGAAAUACCGGACUCACCACGGGAAUUGCAGGAAAUGUUAGAAGACCAUAAGAAUCUCUUAGCUGAGAUUAGCAAGCAAGAGUCUAAUCUGAAUGAGUCUAUGCAGCUUGGCCAGGACAUCCUAAAGCAGUGCCAUCCUGAUGCUGUACCUAUAGUGAAACAUUGGCUCACUAUACUCCAAGCCAGAUGGGAAGAGAUUAUGGACCGAGCCACUCAGAAAGAGCACAGACUGAUAGAUGCCCUGAAUGAGAUGAGAGGCAAUGAAGAGCUCUUGGAGCAGAUGUUGGCCUGGCUCACUGGGGCUCAGGCCACUCUACAGGCAGCUGAUGAACAACCCAUGCCUGAGGAUGUGCAAGUUAUUGAACAACUCCUUGGAGAACAUGCUGAAUUCCAAAAUGAGAUGUCAACACGUCAUCCUGAUGUUGAACGGCUCACCAAAACUGGUAAACGCCGCGCAUCAGUGGACUCUAGAUCUCAGACCCCCAUACUACACAGUGGGAGGAGAACCCCACAGAGAGGACUGGGGAUCAAGAGUCGAGGUGAUGGAGCUAGGACCCCAGAACCCCAGUUCAAGAACCCAAGGAUAAGUGGUCUGUUUAACAAGUGGCGCCAGGUGUGGCUAAUGGCUAUGGACAGACAGAGGAAGCUUCAAGAUGCAAUGGAAUAUCUCAAUGAGGUUGAAAAAAUGAAACAUUUUGACUUUGAUGACUGGCGAAAGAAAUACAUGACCUGGAUGAACCACAACAAAAGUCGCGUCAUGGACUUCUUUAGACGGCAAGACAAGGACCAUGAUGGCAAGAUCACGCGUCAAGAAUUUAUUGAUGGGAUAUUAGCAUCAAAGUUCCCAACUUCAAGGCUUGAGAUGGAGGCUGUUGCCGACAUAUUUGACCGUGAUGGUGAUGGUUUUAUAAACUACAAGGAGUUUGUAGGUGCCCUUAGACCUGACAGAGAUGUACGUAAGCCACAGACUGACCAUGAGAAGAUUGUAGAUGAGGUCAGAAAGCGAUGCUCUACAUGUACCUGUCAGAAACAGUUCCGCAUACACAAGAUAGGAGAGGGAAAAUACAGAUUUGGUGACUCACAAAAGCUCCGAUUGGUGAGAAUCCUGCGUAGCACUGUGAUGGUGCGUGUCGGUGGAGGCUGGGUGGCCCUUGAUGAGUUCCUCGUCAAGAAUGACCCAUGUAGAGCCAAGGGUCGCACCAACAUAGAACUAAGAGAACAGUUCAUCCUAUCAGACGGUGUGCAGGGUCAAUCAAUGGCAAGUUUCGUGUCUAAAGGUUCACCAGGGAGCUCAAAGUCUGGAGGUAGUCAAAGUGGAUUUUCAGGAACUGCCUCCUGGAGCAGCAGGUCCCCCAGUACUGUCAGUGGACCUAUCACUAAAAUUCGAGAAAAAACAACAUAUGGACAGCCAUGGAGACAGCAACGUUCCAUGCGAAGCCCCGAUACAGAGGUGAACCAAAUCAUGUCCCGUGGUCUGAUGAGUCCAACAGGCAGGAAGAGUCCUCGGGUAUCCUCAGGAUAUGGUCAGUCAUCUGGAUAUGGUCAAUCGUCAGGAUAUGGUCAGUCGUCAGGAUAUGGCCAUGCAAGAGAUUGUGCUUUAAAUAGCCCAUUGAGUACAACCAGUGCUAGCAGUAGUCGACCAGGGAGUCGGCCUGGAAGUCGACCAAGCAGCAGAGCUAGCAGCAUAUCAGAGGAACCUGAGGUUUACACAACAUUACAGUCUGAACGACGUAGUACAGGAGGACGUGGACAGACUAUUGGCACAUAUCAGACACAUGUUGUCCAAACUAGGACGUUAACUGUACCCACACAUACACCGUCUCGGACUUCUUCAUCAAAAAUACCAAAAGCAUCCCCUAAAAAGAAAUAAUUUAUUCAGUGCAUAUAAAACUUAAAAUGGUGUAUGUUAGUGUAAAUGGACAUGUAAAUGUGAUUUCUGAAUAGGUGAUAAUAAAUGCUAACAGAAGAGCAUCGGACCUGUCAUUACCUGGAAGUGUCACAGACAAAUGUAAUUACCAAUUUCGACAAAUAUAAUUUCAAUUUUGUACAUCAUGUAGUUGCUUAAUAUGGAAAAUAAUAAAAAAUGCUUGAAGUGUAUUGAAAUUAUUAUAGCCUACCGCAAUAUUUGACUGCAUGAUAAUAAAACAUAAUAUUAUGAAUUCAUUUUUUUUAACCUUGGUUUCACACGACUAAAAAUAAACGCAGAAAAUGUAAUUGUAUAUAAAUUGACUAUGCAGAGGUAUUAAAUAUUAUUUGCUGCUAACAUAAACAAGUUAGCUAGAUUUAGUUAGAAGCAUGAUGUACAAACAAAUUUUUAUGAUUUUUAUAUCAACUUACAAUUGUGUACACAGGUACAUUCGUAAGUAUGUAUUUCGAUGGAAUAGUAGAUGAAAAUAUUUUUACAUGAAAACAUUGCAGUAUCAUUUCGAAGAUUUGUUUUCCAUGAAUAGUGGAUUCUAUUGUUAUACAAUUGUUAAUUGUUGUGAAUUAUUUGUAGAAUGUAAAAUGUAAUGCGAUUCAUGUUGCUUUAUUUUGAAUUAGAAGGUUGCUUGGAUGUAGGCCUAUGAUGAAUUCAUCAAUUGUUAUUUAGAUAAGUUGAUAAAAAUGGAACAAAGGCUAAUCGGUGAUAAGUGAAUUUGAGUAGCCGUAUGGGUAAUAUGAAACAGGUCACUUGUCUGAACAAUUUUGUAUCAUUUCUUUAGAGAAAAGGUUAAUGCAUUACCUUUAUACAAUGGGGACUUGUAUAGAGAUAUUCCAUUAGUCUGGUUUACUGUAAUGCUACACAACAGUGAUUAAAACAGCAUUUGAGGUUAAAUAAGGGCAUCAACCCACAAAGGGGACAAGUGGGUGGAUUACCUUAUUCAAUUUCAAAUUACUCUGAUAACAUCAAAGCAGUGACCACACAUGCCACAGGGAAUUUUGAUUAACUGAAAAAAGGAUAAGGUAUAAUAAUUAAUUUUCCUCCAGGUGGAAUAUCAUAUAUUCAACAGGGACUUGGGUGUUGAUGUUCCAUUUGGAAGAGUGAAUAUCCUGUUGGUUAUCUUGUUUCAUACUAUUGUCAAGGGAACAAAAGGUAGCAUACAUACUGACAUACACUUAUCACGACUAGUUUUCACUGAGGCAAAAUUGAUUUAGAUUUUUUGAUUUAGUUUAGUAAAGAAAUGAAAUCUUAUCAUAGCAAUGAAAUAUUAUACAAUAGAGUAGAAUAAGAAUAUAUGAAUGUGAUUGUCCAACACAGAUGUAUAUGUGUUUUCUAUAAAUGGGGACUUUAUUUUGAACACAUAAGACAUUGUACUUUUAUUAUACUUAUGGUGCCAGCUAUGAGUUGUGAAGGAUUUGUAAAUCAUUUGUAGUACCAGUUACUUUUAGUAUAAUAUUUCUCAUAUGUUUUCUGUGAAUUAGUAAAGAAGUUGCUUAUUAUAUAAAGUAACAUGAACCAAUAUAUUGUUAAUGCUAUACAUGUAUGUAAGAUAUUUUCUAAAGGUUGUAAUAUAUUAAAGUGAAUGUUCUAAAAGUGUACAUGUAUAUGAAGCUGUGAUGUAAAUUGUUCUAGGUGGUGUCAAACACAAACACACCUCUGUGUACUUAUCUGCUUAAUUUAACAUUUAUUUAUGCAAAAUACAAAAUAACAUGUCUAUCAGAAGUUUUAUUUAUAUAUUAGGGCUAGCGAUAUAGGAAGGUUAAUAAUAUUAUUUAUAAUCAUAGCAUCUAUUUUAGUUGCACAUUUGACCAAUGUGGGGACAACGACUCAUGCAUUGAUGUAGCUCAUUCAUUAAUGCUGCUCACAUUCUAUUAUAAUACAAUAUAUUCAUAUCAUUUAUCACACUUAGGCCAUCUCACAUACUUAAGCCAUGGUGUUGUGUUCUUAAAAUAGAUUAUUAUCUUCUUUAAAUCUAUAAAGCAAAAGCAAAAUUUGAUGUAAUUAUCAUUUAGAACAGUCUAGCACACAGACCCAAUGUUUUCAAGGCAUAUGAUCCUGUGUGCUACACUGUGUUUAAAAAUCUAGAUUCGUUCACAUUAUUUGAGUGUGAAUUAGUCAAAUAUUUGCAUUGUAUUUCAUCUUUGCUUUGCUUGUAGUGGUCUAUAACAUAAAAUAUAUAUGGUAUUUUAUACAUUAUAGUGCAUUUGUCUACCAGACAAAUGGUUCAUGGAAUAAACAUAUAAAACUAAGCUCAUAAA
Molecule: messenger RNA, 7672 nt
Organism: Owenia fusiformis
Lineage: Eukaryota; Metazoa; Annelida; Polychaeta; Sabellida; Oweniidae
Source: the annotation of a GenBank genome assembly